Aureobasidium melanogenum CBS 110374 is the source of this 1800-nucleotide messenger RNA. RefSeq lists its product as uncharacterized. Gene Ontology annotation, molecular function: DNA-binding transcription factor activity, RNA polymerase II-specific; sequence-specific DNA binding; zinc ion binding. The transcript has 4 exons. Gene Ontology annotation, biological process: positive regulation of transcription by RNA polymerase II; DNA-templated transcription. The record is from RefSeq and is a predicted model, not a curated record. The annotation marks the transcript as partial. Lineage: Eukaryota; Fungi; Ascomycota; Dothideomycetes; Dothideales; Saccotheciaceae. Gene Ontology annotation, cellular component: nucleus.
AGCUGCCAACGAUGCCACUCGCACAAGAUCAAAUGUGAUGGUCAGAAGCCCUGCAAGAAUUGCAAAGCCACGAACAAUACUCCAUGCGAGUACCCCGUCAAGGAUCGAAAGACUACAGUCCGAGAAAGCUAUAUCAAUGACCUUCUGAAGGAGAUCGAGCGCCUCAAGCAACAGGUCUCGACGCCGCAGAGUGACAAUCAACAACAGCAGAGUCAAAGUAAUACGCCCGAGCCUUCCGUCACCACCGAUUCAGGAAACCCUUUGGUUCGAGAUGAUGCCUGGUUUGUCCCACUACAUGAAAGUCCCAUCUUCAUCGGCGAGGCAGCAUGUACAGCAUUUUCAUCACGUUUACGCCAGCUUCUUCUACACACACAGGCCGAGGUUCACAUUGCUAGAACGCUUUAUGUCCAAGACGGUCAAAUCUGGCAAGCCGCCAACGAGAAUGCACCAUGGCCGAGUCGACCGCAAGCAUAUCUCCUUGUAGAAUCCGUCAUUGCAACAGUAGGACAAUGCUUCCAUUUGUCUUCUCUUUCCGGCGUCAGAAGCAUACUGGAGAAGGCAUAUACUGACCGCACAGCUCUCAAUCAGAUGCAAGAGUGCAAGCUGUUUGCCUUGUUCGCACUUGCCCAGGUUUACUCGCCCAGAUUGGCCGAAUCUCAACACGCGGUAUUCCCUGGACUACCAUAUUUCGCAAAAGCUAGGGAGCUGCUUCCUGUUUUGCCAGAACGCGCUACAGCAGAUCAUGUAGAAGUCUUGAUAUGUCUUACAAUAUAUUCGCUGGCGAUGAACAGACGACAUUCGGCUUACUGGUACAUUGGAUCUGCAAUGCGAUUAUCGAUGACGUUAGGUCUACACCACAAUAUUACAGAGUCGCAGAUGCCAGAUCUAGCUGCGAGACAGAAAAGAGCACGUCUGUGGUGGACAGUCUACGCCCUCGAUCGUUUCAUUGCCAGCAAGAUCGGACAUUCUGCAUUCAUCCUGAACGACGAUAUAGAAGUCAGUCCACCUUCGGAUAACGGACUUACUGAUGCACAGAAAGGUGAUGUGGUAAGUGCCGAUUACCUUUGCGCGAGUAUGCGCCUGGCAAGCAUUGCUGGCGAGACAAUUUCCACCUUGUACAGUCGCAAGAAGAACGAUCGACCAUUUGUUCAGAAGGUGCAAGCCAUAUUCAAGAGUCUUCGAGACUGGUCAGCGACGUUACCAGAAAGCGUCAAGAUGUGGCCAGAUAAGCCAGCGAGCUGGCACAUUGUCGCUUUGCAUCUAUCUUUCAACCAGUGCGUAAUUCUCGCUACACGGCCGACUUUGCUGCAAGUCUUUCAUGUUACCAAUCGGACGAACCGCAAGGAUGAGAUCCCUCAAGCUACAUUCAUGCUGGCUGAGACAUGCGUGCAUACAGCGAGGCAUACAUGCCGUCUCAUAACCCAGGGAUGGACUGCGCUUCCGGCUUUGGAUUAUUCGUCAGCACAGUAUCUCUAUGCUGCUGCGACCAUCCUUGCAGUUUCCAAUCUCUGCCUCGGAUCUAGUGCACAGGCAGACAAGGAGACAUUCCAAUCAGCACAUCACCUAAUGAAGCAAUUAGAUCGACUGGGCAAUAUUGCGGCAAGAGAAUUUUGUCAACAUCUAGAUGCUAUUCUCGAGUGCAUCUCAAGAUUUGAGGCGGAAAAGUCUGAGCAGUUGCUGAGUGUCACACCACAACAACUCUCAAGUAUAGAUCCAUUGCGGAUGGAUGAAAUGACGAGCGAGAUGGCAAUUCUUCAGCCAAAUGUGCAGGAUUUCUUGUCGUACGACAACGCUGAUCUG